GAUACUCGGAAAUGAGGUACAGAUAAGGAACGAACAGAAAAAAAAACGCGCAAGACGAGACAAUUGAUUCCAAAUUUUAGGCGUCAGUCAAAAAACUACUUAUUGCAUAGAAUGAAAAAAUAUCAUGAUAUAUUCUCCGCAAUAUAUUCUCCACAAACUUCGAGAAAGACUCUAAGCAUUACUAACCCCAGUACCGAAAGUUAGUACCGGAAGACGGAAAUGGUAUGGGGUAUGUGACAAUGGUGCUUUGACUACAAGUACCGGUACGUACGUAUGGUUUCUUCUCAUCGCAAAUAUUGUUGAAUGCUACAGCUGAACAAUUUUCUCUUAUCCAUCGUUUUUUGUCAUCGCAAAAUCAAAAUUGGAGAUACGAAAAUAGUGAGCUACCACUCUCACAAAAUUCAAACUCAGUUUCAUCCCUAGUAUCUUCACGACCAUACUUGAAACAUGUCAACCGAGACCAAGCAUGAAGAGGAAAGUAACCAUGAAGAAGACACCGAUGAUGACGACAACGAUGACGAAGAAAGCGAUGACGAAGAAAGCGAUGAUGAAGACAGCGAUAGCGACGACAGCGAUAGCGACGACAGCGAUAGCGACGACAGCGAUUCCGACUAUGACUCUAAGCCUGGCUUGCUUAGCGGUGUAGGAGCAUUGGUAGGAAAAAUGAGCAUCAAUAUUCCACCGAAAAAUAAUCCACAGAUAAAGAAGAAGAAGAAGAAGAAGAAGAAGACGAAGACCGAGGAGGAGGUUAAAUCGAAGAAGUAGGAUAAGAAGGACGAGAGUAAGAAGGAGGAGGCCGGGGGAGAUUAAGCAAUAUCACCUGAAUCGCCCAAUCGGUGGAAGAGAUCGUGAAUGUUCAGUGACUUUAAUCCGAGAUGCGAGAGCGCGAGAUUUCUUGUAGCUGUAUUGAUAUGUGACUGUACCAUACCCUUUCGACUAGUUCAUUACUAAAAUGCUUAUUAGAUUGAUAUUAACCGAAACAGUCUAAAGAAGAACAAAGUCAACUAGUGAUU
Pseudo-nitzschia multistriata is the source of this 1013-nucleotide messenger RNA. Lineage: Eukaryota; Bacillariophyta; Bacillariophyceae; Bacillariales; Bacillariaceae. The record is from the annotation of a GenBank genome assembly.